AUAGUAGCCAAACGCGCCUAAAGAAGUUUUUUAGGGUUUAAUGAAAGAAAAACCCAACGGAUUCUAGCUAGCUGGGGUUUAUACUUUCACAUUUUCACUCUGACUCUCUCUCUCUUUCUCUCAGUCCCAAGCCCACUAAACCCUAAACCCCUUUUUCCUUCUCUCUCAGAAAACCCAAGAAAAAUGGAGACCAGAUUAGCCAAUAUAUGGCGUUUAACAGUGAACGAGAAGAAAUUCAUCGAAACCGCAUUGCAAUCCGAUCUCCGAAUCGACGGUCGUCGUCCCUUCGAUUUUCGCAACAUUUCCAUCAAAUUCUCCAGAGAAGAGGGGUCUGCGGAGGUGCAGUUGGGUCAGACCCAUGUGAUGGCCUUUGUGACUGCCCAAUUGACGCAGCCCUACAAGGACAGGCCCAACGAGGGCACGCUUUCGAUGUUCACUGAGUUUUCGCCCAUGGCCGAUCCUUCGUUCGAGCCUGGCCGUCCUAGUGAGGCUGCUGUGGAGUUGGGACGCGUAAUUGACCGUGGUCUUAGGGAAAGCAGAGCUGUGGAUACAGAAUCACUGUGCGUUCUUUCUGGGAAGUCAGUAUGGGCAGUCCGCGUUGAUCUUCAUAUUCUUGAUAAUGGGGGAAACCUUGUUGAUGCUGCUAAUAUUGCUGCUUUGGCUGCUCUCUUGACAUUUCGGAGGCCAGAGUGUUCAUUAGGAGGAGAAGAUGGUCAGCAAGUGAUAGUGCACCCACCUGAGGUUCGGGAGCCACUUCCUUUGAUAAUACAUCACCUACCUAUAGCAGUAACCUUUGCCUUUUUCAGUAAUGAGAGCACUGUGGUCGUAGACCCAACCCACUAUGAAGAGGCUGUUAUGGGGGGACGAAUGACUGCCACACUUAAUGCAAAUAAUGAUAUUUGUGCUAUUCAAAAAGCUGGAGGUGAGGGUGUUUUGCAGAGUGUAAUUAUGCAAUGUUUGCGAAUUGCUGGUCAGAAGGCUUAUGAUAUCACUACCAAAAUAAAAAAUGCAGUUGAAUCAUACAACACAGAAAGAGCAUUACGGAAGAUAAAGCGCCACCCUUCUUCGGUUGCUUUGGACAUAAGUGGAGCUGGUGUUAAUAUAGGGAAGAACCAAAACAAACCUGUUCCCCAGAAGGGUGACAGUGAGAGAUCAAAUCUGACAUCUGAGAAGAGCGUGGCUGAUCAAAGUAUGGACAUAGAAGGUGAAGCCAAAUCAUCUGAACAACAGCAAACUAACAAAAUAGAUGGAGAUGCUAAGAACUUCGUUGGAGGCCCCUCAAGUUGGGACCCUUACUCUGCAGGCGUUAAUUCAGAUUUCCUGAAAGCCUCUCUAGCUUCACGUGGAACAACAAUGCCAAGUAGGAAAGAACAGGACUCAAGGGGAGAAAAUAUGUCAGGUGAAGCCAAGCCAGUGGAACCACCUGAAGAUAUUAAUGUAUCUUCCUCAAAUAUUGAGGCGUCAGAAACUGUGUUGCGGACAAAUGGAGAGAAAACUUUAAAGGAUGCUGUGAAGCCCAAGAACAAGAGAAAAAUGAAGUCGUCCUCCACUAGUGAGAGAUGAAAUUUUGCCGAUAGGAAUAUCUUCGUCUACCAUGUAUGUUGACGACCUAAUUCUUCAGACCAUCUUUUUAGUUUUGAAUGCAGACAGCUAAAUUUUGAAUUCCUCAUUAUCAUGUGAAAUUUUUUUCAUGUUUUAGUUUUGAAAUCUUGCCACAAUAUAGGGUAACAUUCAUGAAAUCCAUUAUGUUUAAAUGGUGGCUGACCUGAGUAGUUUUUGUACUUUUGAAGCGGUUGUGGUAGUAUUUUGUAGUAUGUAUAGAAAUCUCUCUUCAAGAUGUUGUAAACUUUCCAUAGUCUUCAUUGUAAUGAGAAUUGCAGAUUAGAAUCUGCCCUAUGCGAAUUCGUGAUCUUA
Quercus robur (English oak) is the source of this 1914-nucleotide messenger RNA. Its product is annotated as exosome complex component RRP45A-like. Gene Ontology annotation, biological process: exonucleolytic trimming to generate mature 3'-end of 5.8S rRNA from tricistronic rRNA transcript (SSU-rRNA, 5.8S rRNA, LSU-rRNA); U4 snRNA 3'-end processing; nuclear polyadenylation-dependent mRNA catabolic process. Lineage: Eukaryota; Viridiplantae; Streptophyta; Magnoliopsida; Fagales; Fagaceae. The record is from RefSeq and is a predicted model, not a curated record. Gene Ontology annotation, cellular component: nuclear exosome (RNase complex); cytoplasmic exosome (RNase complex). The transcript is spliced from 9 exons. The coding region runs from base 184 to 1563 and encodes 459 amino acids.